AUGAAUGACCAUUCCAUCUUUCUUGACCAGGUGAUUGGCUACAUACCCAUUCCGCUGGGAAAGGUGGGACCUCUAUUGUUGGAUGGACAGGAGCACUAUCUUCCCCUGGCUACCACUGAGGGUUGUCUAAUUGCUAGCACCAACCGCGGUUGCCGAGCCCUUUACCUUUCAGGUGGUGUACGAACUGCUCUCUUCAGGGAUCAAAUGACACGCGCUCCCGUGGUAGCUUUUCCAUCAGUUGGUGAGGUAGUGAAGUGCAUUGCCUGGGUCGAGUCGCCACAGGGCUUUCAGCUUUUGCGUGAGGCUUUCAAUGAGACUAGUUCACAUGCCGAACUUGUCUCUGUCUUUCCCAGCCCUGUGGGCCGCUAUCUCCACCUGCGUUUCGCCGCGCAGACCGGGGAAGCGAUGGGGAUGAACAUGGUCAGCAAAGGUACUGAUCGAGCCCUUCGGUGUCUCUGCAAACACUUUCCACGUAUGCAGGUGAUAUCCCUCAGCGGUAAUAUGUGCGCGGACAAGAAGCCAGCGGUUGUGAAUCAACUGCUGGGUCGGGGUAAGUCGGUUUUGGCAGAGGCGCGACUUCCAGGUUGGGUGGUGUCUCGAGUUUUCCACACUGAGCCAAUACGAAUGUCGCGGUUGGCAAGCCUCAAGCACUGGACAGGCUCCGCGAUGGCUGGUGCUUCCGGCAUGGCUGGUUGUAAUGCCCAUGCCGCCAAUCUCGUGGCUGCCAUCUUCGCGGCUACUGGACAAGACCUCGCUCAGGUACCCUUCAAAUCCCAGAAAGGGGCAAAUGAUAUUAAUUGGCCAGAUGAAACAGAUGUUCUUGUUUAG
Molecule: messenger RNA, 828 nt
Organism: Hydatigera taeniaeformis
Lineage: Eukaryota; Metazoa; Platyhelminthes; Cestoda; Cyclophyllidea; Taeniidae
Source: the annotation of a GenBank genome assembly